AUGCUCAUACCCGUCUCGACGUCGCCAUCAUCCAGCAACGGUGAAGGCGCCAUCAAGCUCUUUGUCGGACAGAUACCGCGUCAUCUCGAAGAGGACGCCCUUCGUCCAAUGUUCGAGGAAUUCGGCAAGAUCUACGAAUUCACCGUUCUCAAGGAUAAAUAUACGGGACUACACAAGGAGCGCUCGUCGAAGCCGCCCGCCGGAAAAUUCCGGACCGUCGAACGCGAAGAAUGGGAAUUCCCAUCGAGGCAGCAACGGGAGAAUUGGGCCGGGUCAAAUGAAAUUUGCAUAGUCGUUACCAGCCUGCCUUUACCGAGGGAUAGUUCCGUAGAUCCGCCCCAAGCUCUUUUGGCUCUUUCGGAAAAGAAGACGACUGGUACCAUGAUCCGUUUGAUUGCUUAGGAUAACAUUCGUCUCGUCGCUGAUCCGAAUCUUCAAUGAGGGGAAUUUUAAAAAGCACAUUUUCGUGACGUGCGUAUAUCAUAAAAGGAUAUAUAUAGAUAUACAUAAGAAUAUAUAUAACUAUAUAUAAUAAAUAAAAUUAUAAUUUUUCUGUUAAGAUAUAUUCCAAUCUUCGAUAAAUCGUGUUUCUAAAGAGCUUCUACUUUUUAAUUUUCUCUUUAUGUAUUUCAAUAAAUCGUAAUAAAUAUUUAUCAUUCAAUCGAAUUGAUCGAAUUAAGUUGCGACGAAAAUACGUGUCGCUUUACAACAACGGGCGUCGUACUCUACAGUUCUCCAAGUAAAUAAAUUAUGUAUGUGGCGAGCGCGCCAAACGUUUCUGGCUUUUCAAGUUAUAUAUCCGAUACGAUAACGCGGAUAAAGGACGUCACGGUGUCCUCGAUCGAUCUUUAAUAAGCGUUUCGUUCCGCGGAUAAGGAUUGAAGAUAGUAUAUGCGGG
This is a messenger RNA of Formica exsecta, 898 nucleotides long. RefSeq names its product 30S ribosomal protein 2, chloroplastic-like. Gene Ontology annotation, molecular function: RNA binding. The record is from RefSeq and is a predicted model, not a curated record. The transcript is spliced from 3 exons. NCBI's taxonomy places the organism in Eukaryota, Metazoa, Arthropoda, Insecta, Hymenoptera, Formicidae. Bases 1 to 402 code for a protein of 133 amino acids.